AUGUCGUCGUUCGGAUCUGCUGCUGCUUCUAGACUCGCGGGAAAGACCGUGCUGAUCACCGGUGCCUCGUCCGGUAUCGGUAAGGCGACCGCUUAUCUCUUCGCCGAGGCGAGCGGCGGUGAGGUCACUCUUGUCCUCACUGCCCGUCGCGUUGCCGUCCUCGACUCCAUUAAGGCCGAUAUCGAGGCCAAGUACCCCAAGACCAAGGUCUUCCCCAUCGGUCUUGACGUCAGCAAGCUCGCUGAGAUCGACAGCUUUGUCGAGAACCUUCCCGAGGGAGCCAAGGACAUUGAUGUCCUCGUCAACAAUGCCGGUAUGGUCCACGGCACCGAGCAGGUCGGUGAGAUUCUCCAGGCCGACAUCGACAUCAUGUUCCAGACCAACGUCUUCGGCCUCAUCGCGCUCACGCAAAAGAUCAUCCCCAUCUUCAAGGCCAAGGGCAAGGGCGACAUCGUCAACCUCGGCUCCAUCGCCGGCCGCGAGCCAUACCCCGGCGGCGCCAUCUACUGCGCAACCAAGGCCGCCGUCAAGUCCUUCACCGAGACCCUCCGCAAGGAGCUGAUCGCCACCCGCAUCCGCAUCAUCGAGGUUGACCCCGGUCAGGUCGAGACCGAGUUCUCCGUCGUCCGCUUCCGCGGCGACAAGUCCAAGGCCGACGCGGUUUACAAGGGCGUCGAGCCUCUUAUCGCGGAGGAUAUCGCCGAGGUUAUUGUCUUUGCGGUCUCGCGUCGCGAAAACACAAUUAUCGCUGAUACCUUGGUGUUCCCUAACCACCAGGCUUCGGCUUUGAUCAUGCACAGAAAAGCGUAG
This is a messenger RNA of Myxozyma melibiosi, 810 nucleotides long. RefSeq lists its product as uncharacterized. The record is from RefSeq and is a predicted model, not a curated record. The transcript has 3 exons. Gene Ontology annotation, cellular component: cytosol. Bases 1 to 810 code for a protein of 269 amino acids. Gene Ontology annotation, molecular function: oxidoreductase activity. Lineage: Eukaryota; Fungi; Ascomycota; Lipomycetes; Lipomycetales; Lipomycetaceae.